CUCAUCCCACGGCUCCCACUACUCCCUCGUCAACUCCAACAUUCGUACGAGGCUAUGACUGUUGAUCCCAGCCACCACUAGGGGCAUUUUCGUACCUCCACAAACCUCUCGCUUCUCUGUAGUUUUCACUUCCUUGUAGGGUUGUUUUGGUCAUUCCGUGACUAAUACUAUCAGAAAUCAGAAAUAGUGGAAGAUAUCAGCGUACAGUGCAUAGCCUAGCUGAAGGGAUAUUUGUCAGACCUGGGAACCAAUCUCUCUCUCUCUCUCUCUCUCUCUCUCUCUCUGCGGCUCUCUCCCUCGCCUGCCUGAUUUUGUGCUGUUUUUUCACACUGCCGUAUCACUGCCACAAAAUCUGCCUUUCUUCUAAGUCGGCAACAUUAGCAACAUUUUCCCGCGUAUUUAGCCUGAGAUUUACCCUCCCGACUUUCAAGGCAACAAUUUUUAAAUCGUUCCCCCUCGAUUCUUGGAUUCUGACAUCCCACCACCGGAGGCAUCAGGCAUGGAGCCAGGGUUGGUUUUGAGCGAAAUGCAGGAAAUGCAUUCCGUCGCCGGAGGUAGAUUUUUUGGCGCCGGGGGUGCUGCUGGAAACAGGAGGCUCAGACCUCACCACCAUCCUCGCAACAACGACAGCCAGGACCACCAGGCCUUGAAGUGCCCGAGGUGUGACUCCCUCAACACCAAGUUCUGCUACUACAACAACUACAACCUCUCUCAGCCGCGCCAUUUCUGCAAGGGCUGCCGUAGGUACUGGACCAAGGGCGGCGUCCUCCGCAACGUCCCCGUCGGCGGCGGUUGUCGGAAAGCGAAGCGCUCCAAGCCCAAGAAUUCUUCCUCAGAAACUUCCUCCGCCACCGCGACAAAAGCACCACCGCCGGCCCCGUCAUCAUCGCUACCGGAGCGCGAGGGUAAGACGUCCAACUCUCAUUCCAGCAGUGAAAACUCCAGUCUUACCGCUGUCGCCGCCGCCGUCACCACAGAAGCGGUUUCAGCUCCUUCAUCCAACUCGACGUCCAAUAACUUGUUUGACAAUCUUCAGGAUUCGAAUCCCGUCGUCCAUUCUGAUUCGAAGCCUAGCUCGGAACCAGGCGUCACUGAACAAGGAGGAGACUUCGGGAUUUUCUCGGAGAUAGAGAACUUGACGAGCCUGAUCACACCCACCAACGAGACCCUGGCGUUCGGCUACGGUAAUAUCACCGACGCGUCUUCGUUUCAGCUGUGCAGCCAGUGGCAUAAGGGGAUGAACACGAGCGGCCGUUGUCAGCAGGAGUUGAAGUGGCCGGAGAUGAGGACGAUGACGACUGGAUCGUUGAUGGAGCAGACGGUGCCUGGGGAUUGGCAGGGGAGCACGGAUCAUCAAAGUUUUUUCGAUGUUGGGAACACCGUCGAUCAGGGUUUGUGGAGUCACAAUCAGUGGAAUGAAGACAAUUCGAGUCUUUUUCAGCUACCCUGAAGGUCGAAACACACACAAGGAAAGGGAAGCCGGAAAUGAAUCUUUCACUUUCAUCACUUCUUUUUUGGUUCAUUAUGAUCUUAAUCCAUAAAACACGAGGAAAUCUGAAAUGGAAAAACUAAAGCGGGGGGAAGAAAUCCUACAGUUAGCGAAUCACCCGAUGUAUAUUUUAUUUUAUUUUUUGGUUUGUAUUUUUUUUUUUGGGGUUAUUGUAAUGUGAAGGGGUGUUAUGAGUUGCGAGUUUGAAAUGAGGAAAGGGUGUGAGAGAUGUGUAUGUGGAAUCUUUUAUAUAAGUUGGUAUAUAGCUC
Neltuma alba is the source of this 1758-nucleotide messenger RNA. Its product is annotated as dof zinc finger protein DOF5.4-like. Lineage: Eukaryota; Viridiplantae; Streptophyta; Magnoliopsida; Fabales; Fabaceae. The record is from RefSeq and is a predicted model, not a curated record. The coding region runs from base 500 to 1450 and encodes 316 amino acids. The transcript has a single exon. Gene Ontology annotation, biological process: regulation of DNA-templated transcription. Gene Ontology annotation, molecular function: DNA binding; DNA-binding transcription factor activity.